Cheilinus undulatus (humphead wrasse) is the source of this 2259-nucleotide messenger RNA. It is a transcript of the gene ncbp3, whose product is annotated as nuclear cap binding subunit 3. Bases 472 to 2253 code for a protein of 593 amino acids. Gene Ontology annotation, molecular function: RNA 7-methylguanosine cap binding; mRNA binding. The record is from RefSeq and is a predicted model, not a curated record. Gene Ontology annotation, cellular component: cytosol; nucleus. The transcript has 14 exons. NCBI's taxonomy places the organism in Eukaryota, Metazoa, Chordata, Actinopteri, Labriformes, Labridae.
GCCAGUAAAGCUUCCUCUGGUUCCUAUCAAUGAUUCACCUCCAGAAAUAAGAAUGAAAGUGUUUAUAAACUCACACUGGCAUGGUGCAGUACUGUGGCUAUUUUUAAAUACCUAGAUUAGAGUAUUACCGUGUUACCGCCCACUCCUAAUACAGGGUGAUUCUCAGUUUCAUGGUCAAAAAAUGGAUGAGCAAUAAAUGUUGUUUUUUGUUUUUUUUUUCCAUGGGUGGUUUAUCCUGUACUGAGUGACCUCUGAUACCACGACCCAGUUGUAGUCCCUGUACUCCACUGAUGACACAUCAAAUCUCAGAAUGAUACGAGUCGGCGGUACGAGAACAAGGCUGGAGCGUUCAUCACAGGGAUUGAUGUCAACUCAAAGGAGGCGAUCGAGAGGAAAGAGAAGCGAGCGAGGCGUUUCCACUUCUGUGCUGAGGAGAGUUUCGCUCAGAGGAACGUCUACCUGGACAAAGACAUGAUGAAGAAAGCCAUCCCCAGAGUGCGCUUGGAAGCGAUCCAUGUGACGGGCGUGGACGAGAUGAGCACUCAGGACGUGUUUGGCUAUUUCAAAGAAUAUCCUCCAGCACACAUCGAGUGGAUCGACGACACUUCCUGUAACGUGGUGUGGCUGGAUGAUGACACGUGUAUCCGAGCUCUCAUUAACAGCAGCCGGAUGCCCGACCCAGAGACGGUUAGCACGGAGACGCAGGGUAGCGAUGAGCCGGGGAAGCAGAGUACAGGUCGCCGGGGGCAACGCUCAGAUGAUGAGGAUGAUGAUGAUGAAGAGGAGGAGGGAGAGGUGGACGACGACGAUGAUGAUGAGACAGGGAAGAAGAGCAGCGAGGAGGUAGAGGUGAAAGACGGUGAGGACGAGAAAAGGAAGGCAGAGCACGGACAGAUGGACGACCUGUCGGGGGCGGAGAGAGAGUCACUGGUGAGGAACGAGCUCCGACCCGCCAUCAGACCGUUCAAAGGAAACAAGCUCUUCCUGCGCUUCGCUACACAAGACGAUAAGAAGGAGCUGGGCGCAGCACGGCGCAGCAGAUACUACAUGAAGUAUGGAAACCCGAACUAUGGAGGCAUGAAGGGGAUCCUCAGCAACUCCUGGAAGAGGAGGUAUCACAACCGGAGGAUCCAGAGAGACGUCAUCAAGAGUAAGAAGCCUCUGAUUGGAGACAGUAUGGGACACACGCCGCCGUACACGCACAGACACUCGGCUGACCUGGUCAACCUGCCUGAGGAGCCAAUCAAAGAGGAGGAGGAGGAGGAGGAGGAGGACGAAGACGAGCAGGAAGAUGACGGAGACGAGGACAUGGACUCGGACGACCGUGUGGUGGAGUACAGAGAGCGAGCUGAGCGGGACAGAGGAGAGCGAGGUGGAAGCGGGUCGAGGGUGUUGGGGGCGGGGCUUCGCAGCAGAGCAGAGAGAUCCCCGUCUCCGUGGUCAGAGUCCGACGAGAUGGACUACGACCUGGAGCUGAAGAUGAUCUCCACGCCGUCGCCGAAGAAGAGCAAGAAAAUGACAAUGUACGCCGACGAGCUGGAGACGCACCUGAAGAGCAUCAGGAACAGGAUCGGUGUGUCAGGGUCACAGAGCCGACCCAAAUCCUCGUCACCCACCAAAGUAAUGGACGUCCGUCAGCUGCUGGAAGAGAAGAGACAGGGCCUCUCUCAGCACAGACAGGCCCCUCCUGUGGCCCCCAGUGGGAAGACAGAUGUUCGGCAGCGGUUGGGGAAGAGACGAUAUUCCCCCGACAGACGACGCUCCCCCUCCCCUGUCUCCCCUAGAGAUAGAGACACGCCUCCAGUCAGAGAGCCAAUCAGAGAUGUUCACCGCAGACUGGGCGUGGCCAGCCAGGACAGCAGAGGGAUUUACUCUAACUCGUCCAAAGACAGAAAAACAGGCGGGCUCUGGAGCAGACUCGGAUCAGCUGAUGACGACAGCACCUCCGGACGUCAGGAGCGCCGGACGACAAGCCACUCAUCUGGACUGUUCACCUCCUCAGCUAGGAAGAACUCCAGCGACGCCGGCAGCGGCAGCAGCAGCAGCAGGAGAAGACGAGGAGGCGGGGAGGACGAAGACGAUGAAGGGGAGGAGGAGGAGGAAGACGACUCCACGCUGCAGAAGAUGUGGGGCGCCAUGAUCAAACAGAAACAAGAGCGACAGACGCACAAGCUGAAGAAGAGCCGGCUGGACAACCUGCCGUCGCUGCAGAUCGAGAUCAGCCGAGACAGCAGCGACGACUCGGACGGCUGAGAUGGG